UCGUUUGCCUCAUUCGCUGUAUCUCCACAGUAUCGUUUUAUUCGCUGUGCGCGCUUAAAUAAACGUACCUCGAGUUGUCAUAUACACGCUGAUGAUCAGGAAAAAUUUAAGCCCCAACUUUGCGGAAUUGGAAAUGCUAAGCUGAGACAAGUAUACAAGAUUUCAGUUCGAUCGGCGCGUUAUAUAUUCCGAACGACGUGCAUGAUCGGAAUAGAAAUUGUAUCAGGUGCGAUUAAGGUGCGUGAAAGGAGCAAGGAUAUCCAAUCCGAAGAACAGAUUGCUUAUCGAUGCUCUGACGGCCGUGUAUCUCGCCAAACGGAAAAUGGUUAUGCAAUUCCGUUUGGAUUGGGGGAAUUUUGUUGUUAACAUAUAAAAUCUCAGCUAUAUAUCUCAGCUAUACGUAUCAAAACCAAAAUUAUAAUAUGUUUCAGUUUUAAUUUCACAGUCCAUGAUCAUUUACCGAUAUCUUUCAAUGGGAUUGCAAUGGAGAUAGCAAGGUCUAUUAUUUCAAUCGAUUUGAAAUGUAUAUUACAGAUGAGAAUAUAUAUUGAGACUGAAAUCUCGAUCGCAAAUUACAGAAAAUAAAACGUAUAUAUUCCUAAUAAGUUUUUUAUGAUUAGAUAAAUAGCAGACAUCGAGAGCGCGGUUGCUAUAAAUAUCUUCAUUUUCAUGUUUUUCGAAAAAUCAUCAAUAAUUUACAAUAUAUUUUAUCGAUUGGCAAAAUCACAGGGAGUAUCGCAGAUAUUUUUGGAAAGGUGUUAUCGGCGCUGUAAAUAUACCUAAGUAACUGGACAUUGAUUAAAUCAUGACGAAAACUGAGGUGCCAAGACGGUUCAUACAAAUGUCGAAUUUUGAGCCGUCAGAACGAUGGCGAAUUAUAAGGAAUAUUCUAGCGAUCGGUUGUGCUUUUAUGGUGAAUUUUACUGCCUUUAUGGGAGCCUCGAAUUUACAGAGCUCUAUCAAUGCGGAUCAAUCGCUGGGUACAUUUACUUUAUCGGCGAUUUACGGCAGUCUAAUCUUCAGCAACAUUUUUCUACCCGCUCUUAUCAUAAGUUGGUUAGGAUGCAAGUGGACAAUGUCUGUUUCCAUAUUGACUUAUAUGCCUUUCAUAGCUUCUCAGUUUUACCCAAAAUUUUAUACGAUGAUUCCCGCCGGAUUAUCGGUCGGAUUAGGCGGAGGACCGCUUUGGUGCGCGAAGUGUACUUAUUUAACUGUGGCAGCAGAAGCCUACUCAACUGUCUCAGAUAUAUCCGCAAAUGUCCUUGUCACAAGAUUCUUUGGUCUCUUCUUCAUGUUCUAUCAAAUGGCUCAGGUGUGGGGAAAUCUUAUAUCUUCAGCAGUUCUUUCCUAUUCAAUCGAGACGGUUACCAAUAAUGUAACUCUAAACAGUAGUGUUGUGGCAGAAAAAUGCGGUGCAAAUUUCUGUGGAGUAUCUGGUAUAGAAGACGAAAAUCCGAAUCUGCAACGACCUCCUAUAGAACGAAUAUACUUAAUCUCUGGGAUUUAUUUAGGCUGCAUGAUAUUAGCUUGUCUAAUAAUUGCGUUCGGCGUUGAUUCCUUAUCCAGAUACGAUCGGAGCAGAACUCGCUUGGUGAAAGGAACGUCUGGAUUUAAACUCCUGGCCGUGACAUUAAAAUUGUUGAAAGAGAAGAAUCAACUUUUAAUAUUGCCAAUAAUAUUGUUCAUCGGAGCUGAGCAGGCAUUCUUAUUUGCCGAUUACAACGCAUCAUUCGUUUCUUGCGCUUGGGGGAUUAGCAAUAUCGGUUACGUGAUGAUAUGUUUUGGUGUCACAAAUGCUAUAGCUGCGCUCGCUACGGGAUCUAUCGUGAAGUUGACGGGAAGGAAGCCUGUAAUGUUCUUUGCUUUUUGUUUGCACUUGAGUCUUUUCAUUUUUAUGUUACAAUGGAAACCGGUGCCAGAACAGGGCAUCAUCUUCUUUCUGGUGUCAGGUUUAUGGGGUGUGUGCGAUUCGAUCUGGCUGGUACAAAUUAACGCAUUGAGUGGUAUAUUAUUUCCUGGUCAAGAAGAGGCAGCUUUCUCCAACUUCCGCCUGUGGGAGUCCACUGGUUCAGUGAUAACGUAUGUGUAUAGCCCGUAUCUAUGUACCUUUACGAAAUUAUAUUUCUUAAUCGGAAUAUUGUGCGUUGGAAUGAUCGGUUAUGGCAUUAUCGAGUGGUCAGGUACAACGAAUAGAGCUGUUUCUGACAACAAGCCCGAUUUUGAAUUAGUUAAUAGAGUUGACUAACAAAUUUGAAUAAUAAAAUUUUCUAACAAAGAGAUUAAGCAACAAAAUAUAAAAAUAAUUUUAGCGUAAGAGUAGGUAUUUUUCUUUUCAGUCAAUGGCAUUGUAGGGAAUUUCUUGACAUUUUUAUUUUUUGAUAUUAUUUAGUACUAACAAUAAGAUAAGGGAAAAUUAGAAAGCUAUAUAUUUAAAAAUUAUUGAAAAAGAAUAGAAUUGAAAUGCUUUUGACUUAUCACUUGUUUAAUAUUGAUUCUUUGCCACUAAUAAGCUAUAUAUAAGAAAUAAUUUGUAAAAUCUACUAUGUACCUGAAAUUAUAUUAGAAUAAGAAAAAAGGAGAAUGUAUUUUGUGAACUAAAACACAAUUGUUAAGAAGAGAAAAUUCGAUAAGAAAUUCUCGUACAGUUAUAGCUUAGAAAUGAUUUUUUUCUCAUUCCUCACAGUUAUAACACAUCAGAUAUAUGCAACAUAUAUUACAAAAAUCGUGUGCGUGAAACUUUUCUGAAAAUCAAACGAAAUUUUUUAAUCGCGGAAAGCAAUAGGUGCGAUUUUUUAUUAUUUGUACCACAAUAUAUGUUUUUAUUUUAUUUUUGUGGACACCUACUAAAUUUUACACAGGUAUUCGCUUAACGGCUAAGAUUCUUGUCCUUCAUUUAAAUACGUAAUUUAAUGUUACAUCGUGUGCCUAGGUGCUAACAUUCAAGCUAGAGCUACGGCUGCUUAGUUUAAUUGUAUACUUAUGUGCUUAAUUGCCGACUGUGUGCUUAUUUCGUUGCCAAAAUCAAUUGAUUCCCGCCUUCGGCGAAGUCGGCUUACCAAGUUGCGUGAUUUUCUUUCCAUAAUAAGGUUGAUCGAUGUUCUUCGACAAUGGCAAUGUCGAAUCAAUUGAUCGGCGAGUCGUAUUUUAGCAUCGUUAAAUUGCUGAUUGUAUCGUGAUUAUUAGCUUAACUUUGCGUUCAUCGUAUUUACAAUUCAAGUGUUUUCUGCAGUUCAGUUAUAUACUUUAUAAAACGUAGUAGGAACUUUGGUUUCGCUGGGCAAUGUUUCAGGAGCAGUUUCCUCUUAUCGAUUUGUGUUUUGUUUUUAUUUUAUAACUCGACGUGACUUUUUUUUUUAGGGAUGUUUAUUUUUUUCUUUAUUAUUCGGUUAUGUAACGUAGGGCUAUCCUUUCUUAUUUUUUGUCUAUUUUUAGUUUACAAAAAUCACCAGAUAAAGCGAGUAAGAAUUCAGCUGGAAACUGCUAUAAAACAUUUGCCCGUGGAUCUAUCUUCCUUAGAAAUAUGACAUUCACGAAUACAAUUCACAUGUUUUUUUGUAAUACUCAUGUUUAUAUUUUCGUAAGGAUCUAUUCGAAUAUUUCAAUUUCACGAAGAAAAUACACAUGAUUCUUAAACUGUU
Molecule: messenger RNA, 3638 nt
Organism: Formica exsecta
Lineage: Eukaryota; Metazoa; Arthropoda; Insecta; Hymenoptera; Formicidae
Product: UNC93-like protein
Exons: 8
Coding region: 806-2245 (479 amino acids)
Biological process (GO): regulation of potassium ion transport; regulation of muscle contraction
Cellular component (GO): striated muscle dense body; plasma membrane
Molecular function (GO): potassium channel regulator activity
Source: RefSeq, a predicted model, not a curated record